Messenger RNA from Dentiscutata erythropus, 333 nucleotides. The record is from the annotation of a GenBank genome assembly. NCBI's taxonomy places the organism in Eukaryota, Fungi, Glomeromycota, Glomeromycetes, Diversisporales, Gigasporaceae.
AUGACGGUAGUCAAUGUUUUGUCAAUUAGUCAAUUGCGUAGAAUACUUACUCAAAAUCGCCGAACUCAAGAAUUAGAUGAGCUUAAAAAACUUUAUGAAUCAACUUCUACAACCUUUUUGUUAGGCCAUCCUGAAAACGAGUCAGAUGCUCUUUUAAUUGAUGAUGAAAGCAAUUGCGAAAAAGUUGAAGAUAAUGAAGAUGUUAUAUCAUUAUGGUUAUCGACAACAAAUGAAGAUGACUCUGAAGAUAAUCUAAUAGAUUUGGAAUUGGCUAAUAUAAAUGAAUUGCUAGAAAAUCAAGAACAUCCUGUAAAAAAUUGCAAGGCCAAAUAG